Anoplopoma fimbria (sablefish) is the source of this 2884-nucleotide messenger RNA. RefSeq names its product flavin-containing monooxygenase 5-like. The transcript is spliced from 10 exons. The record is from RefSeq and is a predicted model, not a curated record. Lineage: Eukaryota; Metazoa; Chordata; Actinopteri; Perciformes; Anoplopomatidae. Bases 1259 to 2872 code for a protein of 537 amino acids. Gene Ontology annotation, molecular function: NADP binding; flavin adenine dinucleotide binding; N,N-dimethylaniline monooxygenase activity.
GCCGCUGACACUGGUCUUCUUGAUUCUUCACAAUACAUUAUGUUUGAACGCCCUCUGGUGUCUUGGAUAUUACUGCAACAACCAGCAAAUAUUUAAAACACAAUAUAGGCAUAGAAGUCUUUGUACAAACAAAAAAAGGUACAAAAAGCACAUGGACUGAACAGGUUCCUGCAGCGAAGGUAAUGUACACUCUUUUAGUUGAAGCCAGGGCUUAGAGAGACUGUAGACUGGGAACACUGGGUUCAGGUGUUCCCAGUUGGCACUAAAAUCAAGUAUAAAACUACAGAUUGGCAGGGAAGAGCAGGGGCUGUCACACCUCCUGAAUAACUCUUUGUACUUGAAUCUUGAUGUCUCUCUCACCAUGAGAGCACUUUUGUUUCACAGCAGACAUUUUGACUCAUCAUGAACUUCUGGUAUUUGUUACACCUGUAUAAAUCUUCCUCUAUGAAAAAGGUUGAUUCAACUUACACUAUUUUUUUCUGGGCUAAAAUAAGAUCAUGGAUAGAGCCAUAGUUUCUUCAAAAAGGAUGAGUAUAUAAUCUUGUUUAGUACUCCUGUUACGGAACAGGAUGUGGACCCAAAAAGCAGAACGACCAGGAGACGGAUACAGUUCUGGGGCUUUAUUUAAAGCGGAGAACUCAGCAUACAGACAGGCAGGAUAAGACUCACAGAGGGAAACAGGCAGGGGAUCAGGCAGACGGAAAUCAGAGGAAGCGGAGGCUAAACUCGGGGUCGGGGACAGAAGGCUGAGUCGUUGACCGGGGCACAGGCAAGGCAGGUAAGUCCAGACAGGCAGGCACGGCAACGGGAAAUCAGUCCGGGGAAUAACGCUGGAAGGUCUGGCAUAAUACAGAGAACGAUCUGGCAGUGAGUGUGUGUGAGACUGGUGUUUAAAUACUGCAGAGUUGAUGAGUAGAUAGAAGGCAGGUGUGUGUGGCUUGGAGCAGGUGAGUAUGCUUGUGCUGAUGAGGUGAUUAGGUGAGUGAGGGAAGAGUGUGGUGAGAGAGUGGGAGGGGUGACACACCCACCUCAGAGACACACACACAGAGAUAACCAAACAAGGGAAAACACAUGAAACACAAGGAAUAAACAGAGACAUGGCCAUGGUCAUGACACUCCUCUGUCUAUAACCCAAUCAAUAUGAUCAUGACUCAAGCUACUUAAAAAGCCAUCAUUUACAUGCAAAUUCAAACACAAUGAGUUUCAUCCUCUAUCAGAUCAGAGUUCCUGUUGCUGUCGGACGUUGUUCCUCUCCAGCAUGGUUCAGAAGGUGGCAGUGAUCGGCUCUGGGGUUUCUGGUCUGACCAGCAUCAAGGCCUGUUUGGAUGAAGGUCUGGAGCCGACCUGCUUUGAGAGCAGCCAUGACAUUGGAGGUCUGUGGAGAUUUAAGGAGGAGCCGGAGCCUGGACGUGCCAACAUCUAUCAGUCGGUGGUCAUCAACAGCUCCAAAGAGAUGAUGUCUCUCAGCGACUUCCCUCCUCCAGCUGAUCUGCCCAACAACAUGCACCACUCUGAGGUUCUCAUGUAUCUGCGUCUCUACGCUGACGCCUUCAAGCUGCUGCAGCACAUACACUUCCAGACGUCCGUGGUCUGUGUGAGGCAGACCCAGGAUUUUGCAGAAACAGGCCGGUGGGAGGUGGAGACAGAGAGCAGAGACGGUCAGAAGGAGACCGGUGUUUUUGAUGCAGUGAUGGUUUGUACCGGACACUUCACCCAACCUCACCUGCCUCUCAAAGACUUCCCAGGUAUUGAGAGCUUUGAGGGCAGAUACUUCCACAGCUGGGAUUAUCGCAACGCUGAAGGUCUGCAGGGGAAAAGGGUGGUGGUGAUCGGGAUUGGGAACUCUGGAGGAGACAUCGCUGUGGAUAUCAGUAGAGUAGCAGAGAGGGUGUACCUCAGUACCAGGAGCGGAGCGUGGAUGGUCAGCCGUGUGGGAGCGGGGGGGCUCCCGGCGGACCUGGUUACUUCUCGAGUGUAUAUGAUGAUGAAGAAGCUCUUCCCCUCGUUGAUCAACAGGAUGGUGGAGAAGAAGCUGGACAAAGCGUUCAACCACAGACUGUAUGGUCUGAAACCAAAACAUGGUUUUUUCACACAGAUCCCUCUUGUGAAUGACGACCUUCCGGCUCGGAUCAUCUCAGGUCGCGUUCAGGUGAAACCGAAUGUGAAGGAGUUCUGUGGAUCCAGGGCGGUCUUUGACGAUGGGAGCUUCGUAGACAAGGUAGAUGUCGUGGUGUUUGCCACCGGAUUCAACUACAGCUUCCCCUUCCUGCCCUCGGCUCUGCAGGCUAAAUCUGGUUACAGGCUCCGUCUCUACAAACACGUAUUCCCUCCUGCACUGACUAAGCCGACCCUGGCGGUGGUGGGCUUCAUCCACGGCUUCGGGGCGAUCAACCCUCUGGCUGAGAUGCAGGCCCGCUGGGCCACAAGAGUGUUUAAAGGGUUAACGACCCUCCCCUCAGAAGAGACCAUGAUGAAGGAAAUUGAAAAAGACACAGUAGCUAUGCAUCAGAGAUAUGCCUGCUCAGAGCGUAACCCCCUGCAGGUGAACUACAUCCCGUACAUGGACUCUCUGGCAGAGCUGGUGGGGGUUCGACCAAAUAUACUGUGGCUCUUUCUGACGGACCCCAGACUGGCCCUGCAGGUUCUGCUGGGUCCCUGUACUCCUUACCAGUACCGUCUGACUGGACCGGGCAAGUGGGCCGGAGCUCGUCAGGCCAUCUUCACUCAGUGGGACCGGGUGCAUCAGCCUUUCAGGACCAGAGUGGUACCGGAACCAGAGACCAGAUCCUCUUCUAAAUGGAGCAUCAUUGUGAUUGUUUCGGGUGUGGCGCUGCUUUGCUGCUUCUGCUACAAUAACACACUGUUAUUGUAGCUUGUUCUUCUC